Acanthochromis polyacanthus (spiny chromis) is the source of this 2305-nucleotide messenger RNA. It is a transcript of the gene ddo, whose product is annotated as D-aspartate oxidase. The coding region runs from base 337 to 1353 and encodes 338 amino acids. The record is from RefSeq and is a predicted model, not a curated record. Gene Ontology annotation, molecular function: D-amino-acid oxidase activity; FAD binding. The transcript has 5 exons. Lineage: Eukaryota; Metazoa; Chordata; Actinopteri; Pomacentridae.
AGUAAACCUGCUACUGGACGAAGCCGGCGUUAAAUGAUGGUUGCUGUAUGUUUGGAUAUUUCUUUAAAAUAUUUAGGAAAAACUCAGAGAGAAUUUUUUAAGCAAACGUUUCAUUUUUAAAACCUUUUUUUUUAGAUCCACCGUGGUCUAGACUUUUAAAUAAGUGUUUUAUUUCAUAAGAGGACUUUCUUUAGGACCUGCACGUCCCUGCUACACUGCCGAAAAUAAACAUGUAUGGGUGACCGUCUUCUGUGCGCUGAAUGGAGGAAAUAACGGUUUUUAUUGCAGCAGCCGAGAAGCAUUCGACUCCAGUUUACGUCCGGUUUGAGACGCAGGAUGAAAACCGUCAGGGUUGCAGUGGUUGGGGCUGGCGUGGUUGGAUUCUCCACGGCCGUCUGCAUCGUUGAGGCUCUUCCCAUCUGCUCCGUUACUCUGCUGGCUGAGAAGUUCAGCCCGGACACCACCAGUGAUGUAGCCGCUGGGAUGGUGCUCGCUGAGGUGUUUCCAGAUAUCCCCUUGGAAAGACAAAGACGCUGGUUCAAGGACGGCUUUGAUCACCUCUUGGACAUUGCUCAAUCUGAACACGCACCAGAGGCUGGAGUACUGCUGACCUCUGGCUGCCAGAUUUUCAAAGAGGUUCCAGCUGAGAUGAAGCCCUUCUGGUCAGACAUUGUGAUUGGCUUUCGGAACAUGACUGAUCUUGAACUGAAACGUUUUCCAAAUCACAAGUUUGGACAGGUGUUCACUACCCUAAAAUGCGAGUGCUCCAUCUACCUGCCGUGGCUCGAGAAGAGGUUCAGGAAAGCUGGAGGCCGAGUGGAGCAGAGGAAAGUCAACAGUCUCCAAGAAUUAAGCAACAACUUUGACAUCAUUGUUAACUGCACUGGUCUGGGCUCCAGAACACUGGUGGGUGACAACCAAGUGCACCCAAUCAGAGGCCAGGUCUUCAAAAUGGAGGCCCCCUGGCUGAAGCACUUCAUCAGGGACGGAGAUGGGAUGUCCUACAUCUACCCCGGCAUCCACAGCGUCACUGUAGGCGGGACGAAGCAGGUGGGCGACUCGAGGCUGCAGUUGGACCAAGGAGAUUCGAAAAGCAUCCUGGAGCGCUGCAGGAAACUGGAGCCGUCGCUGAGGAAGGCUAAAGUUCUACACGAGCCGGUCGGUCUGAGGCCCGGCAGGAGGAGCCCGAGGGUGGACAAGGAGCUGGUGGAGCUGAGGGGCCGCCAGGUGCCUGUAGUCCACAACUAUGGCCACUCAGGCUGGGGAGUCUCGUUCGCCUGGGGGACCGCCCGGGACGCUCUGGGGCUGGUCAGGCAAUGUCUUCAUGAAAUGCCACUUCAAGCUAAACUGUGAAGCACUUCUAAUUCAUGCUAGCAAUCAGGGCCAAUAACGCUUGAAUUAAAGUCACAACACACAGAUAGACAACAUAUCAACAAAGCAACUUGAUAAAAUGCACAGAAGAUUUUUUGUUGUAGAUUUAACAGUUAACGGUGUUUAUAAAGAAAAUAUGACAAAAUACUAAUUUAAAGUGGUGAAUAUUUGAAGAGUUCAUUUGCAAAAACAGCUAACUCCGUUUCAUACAUUUUCAGAAAACUCUUUUUAUUGUUUACUUAAGAUAAUAACACUAAUAAUUUAUUUUCUCUCUUUUGUCAUGUAUUUUUCUACUGAGUCAAAUCCACUCAACUUCAGUUUGAUUGAUAUUAUCUCAAGUAAACAAUAAAAAAGUUUUCUGGAAAUUUAUCAAAACGGAGUUAUCUGUUUUUGCAAAUGAACUCUUCAUUUUAUUAACACAAAAACACUGCCUUUUUAAUUACUAAUAACUUUUACUCUUAGGUACUCUGAACUUAUGAAAAUAAGUUCAUAGACGAGACAAGAACAGAGAUUAACAGCCUUUUACGGAUUUUUACAAUGUAUAUGUAAAAGAAGAUUUAUUAAUAAAAUUAACAAACAGGAAAAAAACUAAUUACUGUAAAGAAAUUUUAUGAAUUUAAUCCUGUGAAGCUGCUGUGAAAUAAAAACCUCAUUGUUAAAUGUAAUAAGAACAAUUAGUGGACUUUGUCAACACUUCUCACUGUUUAUCAAAUACACUAGUAUACUUUUCAGUGAUUUUUCUGUUGCUACUUCAAAUGCAUGUCAAUACUUUUUUCUGGAAACAUGAAUUCUAUUAUUAGAAAAGCUAGAUACCUGCUAAUCAUCAUUUAUUUUGACACAGAUGUUACUAAUAACAUUAAACAUGACUCUGUCCCAGCAACACACAGCAUAUUACACACAAUACGCUGAAAUUAAAGCAGCCAAAUUCAAUUUA